Pocillopora meandrina is the source of this 1995-nucleotide messenger RNA. NCBI's taxonomy places the organism in Eukaryota, Metazoa, Cnidaria, Anthozoa, Scleractinia, Pocilloporidae. The record is from the annotation of a GenBank genome assembly.
AUGUACUCGGAAAAACCGCUCUUCACCAAGCUGAUAAUGAGCGGGUUGACCACUAUGUUAACUUUGGUGUCUGCCUGCUGUAAUGGCUUUGUUAUUGUAGUCGUUGCCAGAUUCAAAUCGUUACGAACAGUUCCAAACAUUCUCCUUUCCAGCCACGCUCUGGCUGACUUGGUCAAUGCCAUCAUCUGUGUGCCCCUUUACACGAUGUACACUGUUUUAGAGGCCCGUUGGUUUCGAGGGAAGACUUUGGCAAUCAUGACAAGUUUCUUUGACCGAGUUUACAUCGCUAUCAACCUUACCUCGCUGUUGGCGAUGAUCGUUAAUAUUUUCCUUGCCAUUUCCUAUGACAUGAAGUACAGCAUCUGGAAAAGAAACAGAAAAGCCUUACUGUGCGUUUUCCUGAUCUGGUUGAUCGGCGUGGUGUUUGUGAUUGUCGUCUCCAUUCCCCUUCUUAACAUAGAUCUCGGAAACGCUCAUGUCACUGAAUACAGAGCGGUAAUUUACGAGCAAGGAAAAUAUUUUGUGGCAUCGUUCAUGGCAUUCUUUAUCAUUUCUGUUGCAAUUCUUGGCUUCCUAACGACUCGCGCAAUAAAAUCGCGACGGAAAAAGGUAAUCAAAUGACCCAUUCCUAGUCAACUCUCUUCAUAUUACAUAUGUCUGAGUUGAGGAAGGUUUCCUAAAAGGAUUAUAUUGAAGAGUUUAAUAAAUAUACCUUGAAAAAGUAAAGGUACUCGAAGCCUCUUCUAAGCUGUAUUGUCAUUGUCUGCUUGGUAGUACAGUGAGAUCACCAGCUUUACGGCGGACUGGCGGUGUUUGUUUUUAUUACUUCUUGUCUGACAUCAAAAUGUUUGCGAUGACGGGAUCGCAUGUUACUACUCAAUAUGACGUAUUUAAAAUCUUGAAGUAAUAUUAAUUCUAAACUUAUUUAUGUCCUAUUGUAGAUUAAUAUACAGAUUUAGCCAAGCCUAAAAGCGGAGCUCGCAUUUUUGUUUUCCCGCACGUCUCAAGGGCACAACGCCUUGUCCCGGCCAGGACUAGAACCUGGGUCGUCCGACUCGAAGCCCAGUGCACUGACCAUUGGACUACGGGAAAACGUGGCAUUGGCGCGCCCGCGGUACAGUUGACCACGCAUGUUAAAAGUUAUUCUAAAUCAAAGGUUGGAUUUCCUCCUGUCCCCACCUCCUCCACCCGUGCGCAUUGCAGCAUUUUACAACCCCCCCCUCCCAUCCAAAAUCCCUCCACUUUGUAAAAAUAGACGAUAUGAGUACAGGCAAUGCGGGGGAAAGGGUUGGGAAUGUGCUUGAGAAAGGUCGUAAUGUUAUUAUUUUUAUUUUUCAGCGGGCCGAGAUGAACUUAAGCCCUCUGCAAGCCGAAGUUCGUUUAAAACGCGACAUUCGAGCUUGCAAAACCAUCGCCAUAAUAAUCGCUACCAACUUCUUUGCCCAUGUUCCCGCAAUAUUAUUUGCAGUGGUGGAUUUAGAAAACCGUUCAUCGGCCCAAUCCUGGCUUGCAUUCUUUGCAGUCUACAUUCUCUACCUCAGUAGUUCAUUGAACCCGAUUAUUUACUGCGUACGAAAUAGUCGAUUGCAAUCCGCUCUCAGGCAGUUUCUAAAAGAUCCCCUUGGAUCUCGCGACUUUAGGGAGAAUGCUGUUGUCACGAUCAACGCAAGAACCAUGAGUAAUGAUGACCGCAUAGUAGGAACAAGGGACAACAGAGUGGAGCACGCAUGCGCAAGCGAACUUGAUCCGCUUGGGGGCCAAACAAGGCGGAACAGUUCAAAUGAUCAGAAAGACGAAGAGAUCAUCAUUUCCAUAAACAGGAUACCGAUAGAGGCCUGGCCUCAAAUAAAUGGCAACAUCACGGAACACAGGGGAUGUAGAAUGCCACGCCCAGAGGUGCCCUCAACGCCUAACUCAUGCCUGGAAGAAGAGGAAGAAAUUGAAAGGAAACAGGAAGACUUGGACAAGGAAAAAACAAAGUGUAAAAGAUCCUAA